AGGCCAGUCUGUCAGAAGACCCUCUUUUUCGGAUCACUCCCGACCACAGAAAGUUCUGGAGGAGCAAGCGGCGGGCUGACAUGUUGUGCUACAACAAAGGUUGCGGGCAGACAUUCGAUGCGGACAACAAUAAGGACGAUUCCUGCCUCUUCCAUCCCGGAAUCCCCAUCUUCCACGAUGCCCUGAAGGGUUGGUCAUGUUGCCGCAAGAGGACGACAGACUUCUCGGAAUUUCUCUCCAUCAAGGGAUGCACCCGCGGACGCCACAGCAACGAAAAACCGCGCGAACCCCUCUUGCCCGAGGUGUCGUCCGACAAAGCCGGCGACAAAAGUGACCGCGCUAACGGCCCCGACAUCAUCUACCGAGGACCCAAAUCUUCUGAGAAGCUGCGGAGAGAAAGACCGAGCUCGGAUGAACCCAAGACCAAAUUGCCCCUUAAAGUGGCGGCAACUCUGAUGAAGGAACUGGAGAAACUGGACAUAAGUGAGAGAGCUGAAAAAGAGAAGAAAGAGAGCCAAGGGGUGGUCCAAGGUACGCGAUGCAAGAAUUCCGGAUGCAAAACGGUUUAUCAGGGUCCAGAAACUGACCUGGAGGUCUGCACGCACCACCCUGGCGGGCCGGUCUUCCACGAGGGGUACAAAUACUGGAGCUGCUGCUGUAUCAGGACCAUGGACUUCAACGCCUUCCUAGACCAGAAAGGCUGCACUGGAGGAAAACACCGCUGGAUCCCCAAGCAGGAUAAGAAGAAAGUGGCGUGUCGACACGACUGGCACCAGACUGCGAACUGCGUGGUGGUGACAAUCUACGCGAAGAACGCAGACGCAAAGUUCAGCUACGUGGAGGCCAAUGGAACGACGUUGUCCUGUCACAUCCAGUUUGAGAGCGACAAGAUUUUCAAGAGAGACUUCCAUCUAUGGGGGGUCAUCAGCGUCCAAGAUAGCGUGGUCAACAUGGUCCCGUCGAAAGUGGAGAUCACCCUCCGCAAAGCCGACCAGGUGUCCUGGGGUAAGCUAGAGGACCCUAACUAUAAGCCCGAGCCGGAACCAGCAGAGGACGAGACCGAGGACGACUCGGAGUUGCGACGUCCCGACUGGGACAUCGACGAUGACGACAUCAGCGAUUCGGACGAAGAGUGGGCCUAUGACACGGCGCCGCAGAAGACCCAAGCCAAGGCGGACCCGGACAUGGAAAACCUCCACAAGAGGAAAGAAGUGGAGCAGGAGAUGAGAAAAGCUGUGGAGGACAAGAGGCAGGCUGAGGAAGAGAAGGAGAAGCUGAGAAGGCAGCAAGAAGAGGAGGGCUAUGAAGAAAUGCCAGAACUGGAGUAAUAAACCCAAAGAAAAAAAAUUGACAUUUUUAAGUCCAAUUAAGCAGUGUUUUUCAAUCUUUUCUGAGUCACGGCACGUUUUUACAUUGGAAAAAAUCUCGUGGCACGCCACAACCAAAAAUGUUCCAAAAUUACUUUCUGUACAUUAUAUUUAAUCAUAAAAUUAUUUCUCAACAUUCAUACUUACUCAUCGUUAAACUUGAGCCUGUUUAGAUGAACACAAAGCCAAUAUCCUGGCAGGAAUCUGUCAACAGCUCUCAGUCUCUCUCUGCUUUUUUUUUAUAGCAGUUGGGCUUGAAAAGUACAGAAUUAUCAGACGGGGACUUCCACAUCUUUACCAGUGAAUUUGGAACCAGGGACAUCAUUUUCGGACUGAAUUGGUAGGUUUAGCUCAGCAAACAUCUCGUUUGUACACUAUUUCCAUGCAUAUACUAUUAGGGACAAAUGGGAGGUUGACCCGCCUAGCAAAAAUUGCUAACAUCAUGAAUAUGAAUGAGCAAAAGUAACAUGUUGCGUGUGGUACGCCGUUAAGGUUGAACAAUAUAUUGUACAAAAAAGUAGGGUUUUUUUUUUUGACAAUUUGACAGCACGUGACACUUGAACUCUAGCGUCUGCACCUUGGCAGAACAUUUUUUUAACAGUAAUGUAACUUAAAUCACAUUUCGAAACAGACACAAGACCUUGGAUGUACAGAAUAUUUUUGCCUUUUUGCGCCCUUCAACUGAAAAGGGGAGUCUCAUGCCAUAUAUUUGUAUGUGUGUAUAUAUAUCUAGGGCGUAGGUUUGGUCUCAACAUUGGUAGAGACGAUAUUACC
Messenger RNA from Corythoichthys intestinalis (scribbled pipefish), 2141 nucleotides. RefSeq lists its product as uncharacterized. The transcript is spliced from 10 exons. Lineage: Eukaryota; Metazoa; Chordata; Actinopteri; Syngnathiformes; Syngnathidae. Bases 81 to 1328 code for a protein of 415 amino acids. The record is from RefSeq and is a predicted model, not a curated record.